Trichoderma reesei QM6a is the source of this 1437-nucleotide messenger RNA. RefSeq lists its product as uncharacterized. Gene Ontology annotation, molecular function: zinc ion binding; DNA-binding transcription factor activity, RNA polymerase II-specific. Gene Ontology annotation, biological process: regulation of DNA-templated transcription. Lineage: Eukaryota; Fungi; Ascomycota; Sordariomycetes; Hypocreales; Hypocreaceae. The transcript is spliced from 7 exons. The record is from RefSeq and is a predicted model, not a curated record. The coding region runs from base 1 to 1437 and encodes 478 amino acids.
AUGGAUUCCACCACCUUCACCGGCACCGGCACCGGCACCGGCACAGGCACAGGCACAGACACGAGCCCCCUCAGCAGCAGCGGCCUCGGCGCCAGCCUGCGCAAGCUGGAUCGCGGCAACGGCGACGGCGGUGCGGCGUCGCGCCAGAAGAGCUGCAAUGCCUGCGUCCGAGGCAAGCGGCGCUGCGACAAGCGGACUCCAAGAUGCACGAGAUGCGCGACCAAGGGCCUGGACUGCGUCUACCAGCGGCAGCCUCCUCCUCCUGCCUCUGCCUGCUCCACGCCCGAGAUGCCGCCCGAGUUCGACAUGAGCUUCGACAUUGAGAGCCUCAGCACCGCAACCGGCACAAACACGAGCCCCGAGAGCCUCCAGCAGGACGGGAACCUGCAUCUCGGCGGCGAGCCCCAGCCCCAGCACACGCCGGACCUGGGCUUCAUCGUGGACCUGAUGACCGCCGCCGACGACACCGGCCCGGGCAGCCUGUGGGACCUGACGGGCUUCGGAGUCGGCAGCAAGAUGGAUCUCCCGCCGGUGCCCCAGCAGCAGCAGCAGCAGCAGCCCGUCCGCGACCUCUCGGUCCUGCAGCACGAGGAUCAGUGCAUCAUGGCCGACGUGCUGCAGGUCCACGACCCCCGCAGCAAGAUCGGCUUCAUCGUCCAGAGCGUCUCGGACAUGUACGUCACCUUCACCCAGCGGCGCGAGGCGCCCUUCAUGCACCCGCGCCUGUGGAUGGCGCAGCUGCCCAAGACCAUCACCACGGCCUUUGCCGCCGCCUCGGCCUACUCGACGCGUACGCCGGCCACGAGGGGCUGGACGCUCAAGGUGCUGCUGGACGCGGUGCGCGAGGUCCACCGGGACGGCGAGAGGGCGACGACGCACGCGGACCGGCUGGCCAGGGUGCAGGCGCUGCUGCUGCUCAACUCGAUGCGCAUCUUUGACGGCGACGUGAGCAUGCGGGCGGCGGCCGAGAGGGAGAUGAGCGUGAUGCUGGCGUGGGUCAAGGACCUGGUCGUGGUCAAGAACGAGCUGGAGGAGGGCUUCCCGCCGGCGGUCUUGAUGACGAGAGACAAGCCGCCAAAGAGCUGGGAGAGCUGGAUCCUGCUCGAAUGCACAAGGCGAACCAUCAUGAUUGGAUUCGCCAUCAUGUGUCUCGUCUUUGUCCUCAAAUCCGAAGAAGCCCCCGCCGACUUCUGGGAAGACGGCCACAGCUUCACGGCCUCGCGGCACCUCUGGGAGGCUACGUCCUCGGUCGAAUUCUUUCGCGCCUGGCGCGAGAAGCCGCAGUACUGCAUUACGGAUCUGAGCUUCAAGGAGUUUUGGAUGUAUGCGCGGCCGGACGACAUGGAUGAGUUUACGAAGCUGAUGCUGACUACGCAAGUUGGUGUUGAUGCCAUUGAGCACUUUCUCACCGGCGAUACAUCUAUUCCGGUGCAAUGA